This is a messenger RNA of Betta splendens (Siamese fighting fish), 3681 nucleotides long. RefSeq names its product epsin 1a (gene epn1a). The coding region runs from base 351 to 2297 and encodes 648 amino acids. Gene Ontology annotation, molecular function: clathrin binding; phospholipid binding. The transcript is spliced from 13 exons. The record is from RefSeq and is a predicted model, not a curated record. Gene Ontology annotation, biological process: endocytosis. Gene Ontology annotation, cellular component: clathrin vesicle coat; plasma membrane; endosome. Lineage: Eukaryota; Metazoa; Chordata; Actinopteri; Anabantiformes; Osphronemidae.
GUGGACUUGUGUGACGCCCAUUGUGAGGCUCGAGCUGCUGUUGUCGGUGACUGACUGCUAGCUCCGCUUUAGCCUAGCCUCAGCUAUCUUAGGUGUGACGGGCUGCACACACCGGACGGGAGGCACCGCUUCGUCGGACGCUUUUCCAUCCGUCUGUGUCGGUGCUUUUGCGACCCAAUGUUGCCACGGGAGGACACCGACAACCUGAGACAAAGCACUCCGUGAAUGAGUGGCGCCACAGACGGAAGGAUACUCAGAGGAAGGAGCCGUUUUCUGCAUCGUUCUUGUGUAACAGCUGUUCUCCAUCUGCUGUUCAGAUUGCAACAGAGCUUGACGGUCCGGCCGUUGCCAUGUCGACCUCAUCGCUACGGCGACAAGUAAAGAACAUCGUCCACAACUAUUCAGAGGCUGAAAUCAAGGUUAGAGAGGCGACAUCCAAUGAUCCAUGGGGCCCAAGCAGCUCUCUGAUGUCAGAGAUUGCAGAUCUGACUUACAAUGUUGUUGCCUUCUCGGAAAUCAUGAGCAUGGUAUGGAAGCGCCUCAACGACCACGGCAAGAACUGGAGACAUGUAUACAAGGCUAUGACUCUUAUGGAGUACCUAAUUAAGACGGGUUCAGAACGUGUUGCCCAACAGUGUCGAGAGAACAUAUACGCUGUCCAGACCCUCAAGGAUUUUCAGUACAUAGACAGGGAUGGAAAAGACCAGGGAGUGAAUGUGCGAGAAAAAGCUAAACAGCUUGUGACGCUGCUGAAAGAUGAAGAGAGACUAAGAGAGGAGAGGAUCCAUGCCCUCAAAACCAAAGAAAAGAUGGCACAGACCUCCAGUGCCUCCUCUGCUCCCUCAGCGCCCAGCCUUGGCGGCAGCCUGUCGCUGGGCUCCCAUUCUGGAGGGGCAGAUCCGGAGCAGGCCUGGCCCCAGAGCUCUGGAGAGGAAGACCUGCAGCUCCAGUUGGCUUUGGCCAUGAGUAAAGAAGAAGCAGAGCAGCCUAGCACGGACCCUCUGGAGGAUGCAGAGCUCCGCUAUGCAAUCACACUCAGCAAAGAGAUCCACCAAAAGGAGGAACGACUGCGCAGGGGUGACGACCUGAGACUCCAGAUGGCCAUUGAGGAGAGCAAGAGAGAAAAGCCCAAGUCAGAGGAGAGCGCUCUGAUGGAGUUGAGUGCCGUGGACCCCUGGGGGACUCCGGCUGCAGCCACUGUGGGCUCUGCUGGCGCCUCUCCACCACCCACAGUUCCCGCCCCGGCUUCUUCGGGCCCAUGGGGUCCAGCCCCGACAGACCCGUGGGGUGUGGCGUCACCCACGUCGCCAACGACCUCUGACCCCUGGGCUGGGGGAGCUGCACCCACUAUAGCCCCUCCUCCAGACCCAUGGGGAGAGACAUCUAACAGAGUUAACAACGUUGAUCCCUGGGGAAACUCGGCUGUUACACCCCCCAGUGCCGACCCCUGGGGUCCCCCAGUGCCUCCCAGCACUUCCUCCUCGGGGGGGCCAGUAGAUCCCUGGGCAAGGGAUGGGCCCGUCCCUGCCACUGACUCUAUCACUUCUGACAUCUGGAGUGGCACCGCCAAACAAACUAAUGGCACAGGAGACCCAGAGCGACGAGGCUCCUCAACCGGAGGCGGUGAUAGUACAGGCUCACCGGUGCCAUUUGACCUCUCAUCUCUUGGUUCUUCACUUCCUGUUCGUAAGACGCCCGAGUCCUUCCUUGGCCCCAACGCAGCACUGGUGGAUCUUGAUUCUCUUGUGUCAUCUAAACCCAAACCCAAGCAGCCGCCUCCUCCUUCCAUCUCUUCCUCAUCAGCGCACAACCCCUUCCUCCAAGGCACAGGCUCAUCUCCGGCUCCUGGCAUGGCUGUGACACCAGGAAGCACCAUCUCCAGUAGGGGUGUUUCACCAACACCAGCCUCUUCCAAUCCGUUCGGCAUGGCCCCACCCAUGACCUCCAUCUCACCCCAGCCCUCAUCUCUUGGUUUGAGUGGGCUCCGUACUAGUCCCGUCCCUCCCAAUCCCAUGCUGGGCAUGGUGCAACCAGGAAUGGGCAUGGGGCCAAUGAGUGUGGGUAUGGGGGCUCCAGGGAUGGGCCUGGGAAUGAUGCAGCCCAGCCCUAUGAGCAUGCCCUACACUGGGCUCUCGCCUAUGGCACCUCCUGGCUCAGCUCUGUUGGGGCCUGGAGUUGCAACACCUCCUCAGUUGAUUUUGGGUGGGCCCGGUGGAACCGGAGGAGUGUUGGGGGCUGGAGGAUCAGUUGGAAGUGGAGGGACGACGGGAGCCAGCACCAACCCUUUUCUUCUUUGAGGAAGUGUCGCCACUACUUCGCUCACCUGUUUAAACCUCUUCUGUCAAACCUGCUGCCCCCCCUAACACGAGUCAUGUCCAAAAAGAGAAAUGUCUACAUCUCUAUAUUUAAAGAAAAAUAUAAAAAAUCAAAAAUCUUUCCUUCAAAAGCAUUAUUUCAUUUCAGAUUAAAUUUCCACAUUUAGUUCCUUUUCAUUUCAUUAUAGUUUAUUUUUGGGUGUAAAUGGAGAUCUAUUUAUUUAGUUUUAAUCAUCGUCUGUUCUAUUCUGUCUUUCAUGUUGUGUUGUUUUUCAGUCCCGGUUGAUAUGAAGGUAAGUCAGAAGCAGAAAGCUUUUUCAGUAGUGCCACUCAACUCUAUUCUUCUAUUACUGCACUGAGAAAGAGGGAGAGGGAACAUAGCCACUAACAAACUGAACAGAGAAACUGUUGUACCUGCCUCUUCCUCUGGUCUCAAUCUAGAACGAAGAUGAACACUGAAUCACAAAAUCAUGAAAUGAGUGCAUGACGGAUUCAAUGAACUCCAGAUGCGGACUGAAAAACCUGCUUUAACAUUUCAGGCACAGUGUGGUCAAAUUGUUUCAACUAUUUCACUUUUUAAUUUAAUUUAAUGUUAAAUGUAAUUUAUUUCUUUCCAUUUUUUUGGAAACAAAUAAACAAGGAAAAUUAAACAUGAUGAUGCCAUUAAAAUCAUGUGCUUAUUUUUUUUCUUCUUCAUUAUUGUAGAAAACUAAAGAGAGCUCUGACAUCUGUGGUAUAAUGAGGAAACUGAUGGCAUGUUAAGUGUGUGUGUGUGUGUGUGUGUGUGUGUGUGUGUGUGUGUGUGUGUGUGAAUGAGAGAAUGACUGCUCAGUUGUGAAUGUACAAUGAUGUGUUUGGGUGGAUCCUUGUUUCUGUGAAAUGGUAUUUUGAUUUUAAAAAUUGUCACUUGUAUUAAUACUAUGUAAAGUUGGGAUUGCAAUGCGGUAUUACCAAGGAUACCACGUUUUCUGUCCCAGUCAUAUUUCGCCCUGAUUAUGUUCAUUAGAAGCUGUUUUGUUUGUUUUUUCUUCCCCAUGCCACAUUUCAUAUGGAUCUCUGGUGCACAGGUGUCUCAGGGCACCGCUGACCUUGUAUUUCAUCUGCUUUCCUCUGGGGAGGGAGACCUACUGAUGCUUCUUCAAGAUAAUAAAGUAAAGGACAAUUAUUUCAAUGAAUGAAAUGAAACAAAAAUGGGACAUGCUCCAUGCUGUUAUUUUAAUUUAGUUUGAUGAAUUUAUUGUUAUUUUAUAUCAACAAAAAAUCUCUUAUGGGGUAUGGUUGAAUUUUGUGUGGUGUUGACUGUGAACAUUCACAUUUGAAAAGAAAAUGGAAAAAAGAAAUUUAUGAAAUAAAACAAAACACAGGA